Molecule: messenger RNA, 1234 nt
Organism: Pimephales promelas (fathead minnow)
Lineage: Eukaryota; Metazoa; Chordata; Actinopteri; Cypriniformes; Leuciscidae
Gene: atp6v1c2
Product: ATPase H+ transporting V1 subunit C2
Biological process (GO): proton transmembrane transport
Cellular component (GO): lysosomal membrane; vacuolar proton-transporting V-type ATPase, V1 domain
Molecular function (GO): proton-transporting ATPase activity, rotational mechanism
Source: RefSeq, a predicted model, not a curated record
GCAUGAUGGAGUUCUGGUUGAUUUCGGUUCCUCUGGAUAAAAUCAGCUGUCAGUCUUUAGAGAAACUCAAACGGGUCGCGGCUAAAUCAGGUCUGGCCACAAGCUCCAGAUUCAAUGUCCCAGAGCUGAAGGUGGGAACACUGGAUGUGCUGCUGGGAGUUUCUGAUGACCUGUCCCGACUGGACACCUAUACAGAGGGUGUGAUGCGUCAGACGUCUCAGUGUUUGGGUGAGGUGAUGGAAGAGUUCAGUGGAAAACUCCUGGAGAGCAUGCUGGCCAAUGGAGAGCACAAGACUAGCCAGAAAGAUCAACGGUCACCAUUGAAAUCGUACUGCCAGUCCGUACAAGUGUUUCCUGAUGUUUCAAUGGACUUGGUGACGUAUGUGACCAGAUUUCAAUGGGACAGAGCCAAAUACCCCACUGCACAGCCUAUAAAGACCCUAACUGAGAUCAUCUCCAAACAAGUUUCGCAGGUGGACACUGAGUUGAAAUCACGCAGGGCUGCUUACAGUCAUCUUAAAGCCAGUAUUCAAAGCUUUGAACGGAAAAAUGAGGGAAGCUUGCAGACCCGUGCAUUGACCAAUAUUGUGAAGAAGGAGGACUUGGUUUUGAAUUCAGAGUACCUCACAACACUGCUAGUUGUGGUGCCCAGGACGGCAUAUACACUAUGGGCGAAGACAUAUGAGUCGAUGUCUAAGUUUGUUGUUCCUCGUUCCAGCCGGAAGUUGGUUGAGGAUGCAGAUGCAGGGAUUUUCACAGUAACACUGUUUAAGAGUGUCAUCAGUGAAUUCAAAGCCCAUGCCAAAAUUCACAAGUUUACAGUGCGGGAGUACAAUUCGGAUGAAGCCGAGAAGCAAAAACAGGAGAUAAGCCGUCUCGCUGUGGAUAAGAAGGAACUGUAUAGAACUUUUGUGUGUUGGCUGAAGGUGAACUUUAGUGAGAUCUUUGUUGCCUGGAUUCAUGUCAAGGUCCUUCGGAUAUUUGUUGAGUCAGUUCUCAGGUACGGUCUGCCGGUCAGUUUCCAGGCUGUUUUGCUACAGCCCAGUAAGAAGAGUAUGAAGCAGCUCAGGCAGCAACUCAACUCCAUUUUCAAACACCUCGACCCAGCGGCUGUGACCGGUAAACCAGAUGUGGGGCUUGAAAUCCCAGACGGAAGCACUGGUCAGCAGGAAUAUUACUCCUUAAUUUGUUAUCCUAUCAAAAUUAAUUUGGUAGAUCCAAGUUAGUGCUAAAU